GUGGCCUGAGUGAGUAGAGGCUCCACAAUAAUGUACACAUCUCAUGUUAGCGGACCAAUCGCUGCAGGAAGAAGGCGGGGCUGAAGUCGCCAGGUGGAAGAGGACUGGAAUUAGGGUCUACGGUGUACGUGAAGCAGCAAAAAGUUACUAAAGAAAUAUCGCUAUGAGUCGCUUUCUGAAUGUGCUACGCAGUUGGCUGGUGAUGGUGUCAGUUAUUGCAGUAGGAAAUACGGUACAGAGUUUCAGGGAUCACAGCUUCCUGUCAGAGAAACUUUACACUGGGAAACCUGAACUUGUGAAUGAGCUGCAGGCGCGAACAUUUGGAAUCUGGACUCUGCUUUCAUCCGGCAUUCGCUGUGUUUGUGCAAUUGACAUACAUAACAGAACAUACUUGACAAAGGAUUUAGCAUAUGAGAAUGAUGGUGGCAGUCAAAUGCAGGUGCCCAUAACAAAUGGGACACAAUCAGUGUGGUUACCACAUCCUCAGCAGAAGCCACGGCUAUAA
Molecule: messenger RNA, 505 nt
Organism: Protopterus annectens (West African lungfish)
Lineage: Eukaryota; Metazoa; Chordata; Ceratodontiformes; Protopteridae
Gene: ERG28
Product: ergosterol biosynthesis 28 homolog
Exons: 4
Coding region: 164-505 (113 amino acids)
Cellular component (GO): endoplasmic reticulum; membrane
Molecular function (GO): protein-macromolecule adaptor activity
Source: RefSeq, a predicted model, not a curated record